Messenger RNA from Purpureocillium lilacinum, 924 nucleotides. RefSeq lists its product as uncharacterized. NCBI's taxonomy places the organism in Eukaryota, Fungi, Ascomycota, Sordariomycetes, Hypocreales, Ophiocordycipitaceae. Gene Ontology annotation, molecular function: NAD transmembrane transporter activity; ATP transmembrane transporter activity; coenzyme A transmembrane transporter activity. Gene Ontology annotation, cellular component: peroxisomal membrane. Gene Ontology annotation, biological process: transport. The record is from RefSeq and is a predicted model, not a curated record.
AUGGCAGCCAAGGCCCCCAUCCCGCAGAACGACAAUGUCGCCCACGCCCUCGCCGGCGCUGGCGGCGGCAUCCUCUCCAUGGUCCUGACGUACCCGCUCAUCACGCUGUCGACGCGCGCGCAGGUCGAGUCCAAAAAGGCAGAGACCAAGUUCGUCGAGGCCGUCCAGAAGAUCAUUGCCCGCGAGGGCGUCCCGGGCCUGUACUCCGGCAUCAACUCGGCGCUCUUCGGCAUCAGCGUCACCAACUUCGUCUACUACUACUGGUACGAGUGGACCCGCGCCAGCUUUGAGCGCGCCCGCGCGAGCAAGAAGCUCUCCACCAUCGAGUCCAUGAUCGCGGGCGCCAUCGCCGGCUCGGCGACCGUCAUCAUCACCAACCCCAUCUGGGUCGUCAACACCCGUGUCACGACCCGCAAGCAGGACGCCGAGGUCGACGGCGAUGUCGAGGCCGGCGCCGUCAAGCGCUCCAAGGCGCCCUCCACCAUCGGCACCCUCAUGGCGCUGCUCAAGAACGAGGGCCCCCAGGCCCUCUUCGCGGGUGUCAUCCCCGCCUUGGUGCUCGUCAUCAACCCCAUCCUCCAGUACACCCUCUUCGAGCAGAUGAAGAAUGCCGUCGAGAAGAGGAGGAAGAUGACGCCCACCAUCGCCUUCUUCCUCGGCGCCCUCGGCAAGCUCUUCGCCACCAGCGUCACCUACCCCUACAUCACGGUCAAGAGCCAGAUGCACGUUGCCGCCCACGGCAAGAAGAAGGAGGGCAUGUCGCAGACCCUGAACCGCGUCAUCAAGGAGGAGGGCUAUGCCGGCCUCUACAAGGGCAUCGGCCCCAAGGUCACGCAGAGCGUCCUGACGGCAGCUUUCCUGUUCGCCUUCAAGGACGUCCUGUACGAGCAGACCGUCAGGCUCCGCUCCCGCAAGAGCGCGUAA